This is a messenger RNA of Solanum pennellii, 849 nucleotides long. RefSeq lists its product as uncharacterized. The transcript is spliced from 4 exons. The coding region runs from base 1 to 849 and encodes 282 amino acids. Lineage: Eukaryota; Viridiplantae; Streptophyta; Magnoliopsida; Solanales; Solanaceae. The record is from RefSeq and is a predicted model, not a curated record.
AUGACGAGCUGCCAAUACUUCAUCAGUGUCUCCAUCUCGAACUUCUCUGUUCGUUUUGAUGGCACUGGUUACGGUAGCUGGAGAAGGACUAUCCUAGUGGCUUUGUCUGUACGUAACAAAUUGGAUUUCAUCAAAGCAAUAUCUAAUAGGCCUCCUGAAAAUUCUCCAUUGUUUAGACAGUGGCAACGAUACAAUGAUUUGGUGAUAUCUUGGUUAACUAAUUCACUUAGCAAGGACAUUGCUCGUAGUGUGGAAUAUUCUGAACUAGCCAAGGACAUCUGGGGAGAACUCAAGGAGAGAUAUGGUAAAGCAGAUGCUUCUUAUUUCAAUAGGAUUAAACAACUGUGGGAUGAGAUUGCCUCUGUUUCUAGUAAUCAGCUUACUAUAUGCACAUGUGGGGGGAACAAAAAGGGUGAAGAUGAGCAGAAGGUGUAUCAGUUUCUAAUGGGAGUGAAUGACACCUACAUACAAGUUAGAAGCAACAUCCUAAUGAUGAAACCCAUUCCUACUGUGAGUAAUGUUUACAACAUCCUUCUAGCUGAUGAAAAACGGAGACAAAUCUCUUGCACAUCACAGUUUUCUUCAGGUUCUGCUUCUUUUAGUGCUGAGGCGUCCACUUCUAAGCCUUACUCUGGUUCAUCUAAGCUGACCAUUUCUUCAAAGAAACCUGGACAUAGUAUUGAUAAAUGUUACAGGCUUCAUGGCUUCCCUUCAACUUUCAAGUUCACAAGAGGAUCUAGUUCAAAGAAAGUGUUCCCUCAUGCUGAGGUUGACUCUUCUUCUGACUCUCAGUUUGACCAACAGAUGUCUGCUAUUCUGGACUUACUAAAGAGCAACACUCUCAAUUGA